CGUGAUUGCCGUUUGCGUAUAUGGUGAUAGAGUGAACUAGCCUCCCUUACAUCAUUUUCUUGUGAUAUGUUAAGGGGGUGACCUAAUUGCUGUAUUGGGGAUGCGCACAAUCACCUCCCUAUCUGCCCCGAUGGUGGGAAAAUACCUCGGUAGAUAUUCGCUGAGCCAUGGAACUUUUAGUUCUUGGUUUUUCAUCCCUUGCAUGUUGGGUCUUCUGCAGGCGGUUCUAGCGCUUCAUCUAGUACUGGCGCAAGGACUACAUGUGCCUAAGUAUCACCUUAAAGUAAGCUGUGUUAAUAGGGAUUUCGAGACGAGGAAUUUCUUGAAGCCAUCAAGUCUGUCUUAAUAAAAUAAUAUAGGUGUAUAAAUUUUCCACGAAUAAUCCUCAAUUUGGACUAGCCUCCGGAGCUCGAUGGUCUAUGAACUGCUUAUUGACAUUCUCGUUAUAACACAUCGCCGAAUUACAAAUCUAAUGUUAU
This is a messenger RNA of Hypoxylon trugodes, 479 nucleotides long. RefSeq lists its product as uncharacterized. The coding region runs from base 101 to 346 and encodes 81 amino acids. The transcript has a single exon. Lineage: Eukaryota; Fungi; Ascomycota; Sordariomycetes; Xylariales; Hypoxylaceae. The record is from RefSeq and is a predicted model, not a curated record.